AUGAGGUACGCGACGCUAGUCCUAGCGCUGAAGCGCCCCCCGGUGCUGCCCCCGGCGUCUGCGCUGGCGGGGAAGGUUCUGGGUAGGUCGGCGUACCUCAACUGGCCUCUCAUGCACGAGGCUCAGGUGGUCGGCAUCAGCGAUGAAAAAGAGGAGUACCUGCUGGAGGAAGUCAAGGGCGGGGGGGGCAAGAAGCUCAAGACGAGGGUAAAGGUUAACACCUUCACCGACGAGGCGGCGGGCCGCUGGCGCCUAAAGGCCGCAGAAGAGCAAGGGGCGUACAUCACCGGAAGAGGCGUGCCGGGCAGCGGGGGCGUCGACAUCGGCAAGGUUCAGCUCAUGCUCAAGGCGCGUCCCCUCCAAGGCAUGAGGGUCGACCCGGCCACAGGCGCGAGACGCAAGGUGUUUGGUAAAGAAGAGGCGGAGGUGCCGGUGCACAUGGUGCUAUGGUCGUGCCCAUCUGAAGACCCUCGUUUCGUGGAGAGGGAGAAGGUCACUCUCGAAGAACGUUUUCCGCUCGGUAGUCGCGUCACUUGCCUCCAUGGAGGAAAUGGCCACGGGUGCGUGGGAGAGGUCGUCGCUCACAAUGGGAAGGUCGACGUGCUUGCGGACUUGAGGCCACCCGAGCCGCCCUUCGGGCUUGCCAUCGUACAGUCCGUCAAAACCGCCUACUUCCCUCAGCACAAGGCGUGCCAGACCCUUGGGAUCUCGCCGCAGGUGUUUGGACGCAUCGUCGGGAGCGUCUCAGUCGACCCUGGCAGAGUGGACUUAGGCCUCAACCUCAAACAGAACGGCCGCUACCAGCUGCUCGGGUACUCUCGGUGCGUUCUUCGCAACGAGCCAGCGUGGUCGACCUCGGACACGGUGAGAGUGGUGGGGUCGGCGCCGGUGACCGAAGACAUGGAGGCGCGGUCGUGGGAGUUCUCUCUGGAAGCCAUCAAGCUCAUCACGCGCUACGCGCGGGCCUUCCCGCAGCUGUUUCAUGGCCUGGCGCGGCAUCGGGGGGAAAGGUUCUUCGAAGCAGAGAUGUUGCUCGGGAAGGGAGGAAAAUCUAAGAUGGAAGAGAUCUCCAAGUGGCUUUCGGAGCUUGAGACGGCCGGUCUCCAGAGGGUGCCCCUCACCACGAGGGCCUUGUCCCGAGAAGCUGUGAAGGCGGUGGAGAGGGGAGCGGACGUGCGACAGGCUGUACUGGUGAAGAACGCCAUGGUCAAGAAGACGCUGCUCAAGAAUCUGGAACCAUCACAGCUGCUGGCCUACCACGUCGCAGACCACACGGACGCUCCGAUGGACACAGGGGGGGAAAAGCCAGACCUUGGCGAUAGAAUCGUCAACAUGCGGGCCAAGGGGGUGCCGUUCGGGGUCUGGGGCACCGUGGUUGCAUGCCACAGCCACAGCGCGUGCGUGGAAGUGGUUUUCGACGAAGAGUUCAUCGGCGGGGGCACUCUUCACGGAAUGUGCUCCAACUACAGGGGUGCGCUGGUGCCCUGGGCUACUGUGGCGAAGGUCCACACCAAGGCCCGCCUGCAGGCGUUGAGGGCGAAAGCAGCCCCGCAAGCCGAAGCGAAGGGUCGGAAGAAGGCAAGUGCCGCCGCGCCCGCUCCAGCCCCCGCGUCCAACGCCAAGAAGAAUAGUGGCAUCACCAUCCUCCGCCAAGACGCUGGCGGCGGCAAGAAGCAAUCACAGCAGCAGCAGCAGCAGCAGCAGCAGUCCGCAAGAAGAGGCAACAAUGUCAACAGGGGUGUCAACGUGGCGGGCACGUCGGCGCUCAAGGGCGCCCUGGGCAUUGGAGGUGGCGGUACCGGCGGUGGCCCCCGCAAAGCGCCGCCACCGCCUGCGCCAUCUUCGUCGACUGCGGCGGCAGCCGGGGCAAUGCUCAAGGGCAUGCUUGGGGACCAGACACAAGGCCCCGGGGGUGGCAGCGCUGUUGUGAAGGUGGCGGCUGUUUCAACUGCAUCAGCAGCAGCAGCAUCAGCAGCAGCAGCAGCAGCAGCGACAGCGACGACAGCAAUGGCGAUGACGGCAAGAGCUGCUGCCACGGCGGACCUUAAAUCGUUGAUUGGCGUUAGGAUGGCGGGCCCGCCGCCGCCGCCGCCAGCGACAGAAGCAACAGAAGCAACAGAAGCGGGAGCACCAUUACCGCUACCGCCUCCAGCAGCAGGAGUGUCAGGUGGAGUUCGAUUGAAUCGUCCGGCCGCGGCGACGGCGGCGCUUCCUGCUAGAGGGGGCUCGGAGGAACAGAAGAGCAAGGCGGCGGCGGAUCGAGCGGCAGGUGGCGACGCAGCUAGGAUUGGCGCCGGAGGGCGGAGGACGGUGACCCCUACCCCGAGAGGGAGCGUGGGUGGAGGUGGAGGAAGCAGGGGUGGCGGCGGGCGCGGUGGCGGUGCAGCGUUCAGCAGGCCGGGUGUUACAGCAGCUUGUAGCAAGAAAGGCGGCGAGUUCUCGACGACCACGACUGCUGCUACUGCUACUGCGUCGGCCCCACCUGAUGCUACGGUCGCCGCUCCUGCCCCCGGUGGCGGCGGCGGCGGCGGCGGUGGUGUGGGCACCGGUGGGGCGGCCGGGGAAGGUACAGAGCGACGAGGGGUGGGAUCCUCUCCCGCGAAGGUAGAAGCACAGGCGCAACCGCAGCAGGCCCAGGAGGCUAGCACCUGUCCCCAGGCCACGUCUUCCAAUGAGGCGGCGCCGGCGGCGCCGGCAGCCGCCGCUCGCACGGUCGCAGACACGGCUGCUGCUAGCAGCCGAGGCAGGCAUCUCAUGAGCCUUAUCGGUGCGGGGAAGCCUUCGCCCCAAGCGCCAUCGGGCGCCGCUGCCGCAGGAGCCGCGGCGGUGGGGGCAACGAGUUCGGCGGGUGAAGCUAUGAAGGGACCGGGCGCGCCGCCUGGGGGCUCGGGGGGUGUCCCGGGGCAUCCGGCAAGGCAGGCCGGGGAGUGUUAG
Messenger RNA from Ectocarpus sp. CCAP 1310/34, 2934 nucleotides. The record is from the annotation of a GenBank genome assembly. Lineage: Eukaryota; Phaeophyceae; Ectocarpales; Ectocarpaceae.